This is a messenger RNA of Homarus americanus (American lobster), 2214 nucleotides long. It is a transcript of the gene waw, whose product is annotated as translation factor Guf1, mitochondrial-like. NCBI's taxonomy places the organism in Eukaryota, Metazoa, Arthropoda, Malacostraca, Decapoda, Nephropidae. The transcript has 14 exons. Gene Ontology annotation, biological process: positive regulation of translation. Bases 164 to 2158 code for a protein of 664 amino acids. The record is from RefSeq and is a predicted model, not a curated record. Gene Ontology annotation, molecular function: GTP binding; mitochondrial ribosome binding; GTPase activity. Gene Ontology annotation, cellular component: mitochondrion.
UAACAUUAAUUUGUUUACAUUCUCCCGCCAGCACCGACUGUUGCCUCAGUGUUAAAGUAAUUCACGAUGGAAUAUACAAACCAAGGAAUAAAUCAUAAAUAAAAUGUAAAUAACAAAAUAUAAGUGGGAAGGACUGACAUCAUCCAGUAACAAGCUGUUGGUGAUGAUCUCCACGAGGCUCAACAUGCGAGUACACCGAAAUUUGUUGAGGUGUAUACCUCGACUUUACAUAGGAAAGAAUUUAAUAGCAGAUGGCCGUGGUUUACAUAGAUCACAUACUUGCCUAAAUGUUUCCAAGGAAUCUAAUGAAGCAGUAUCAGAUGUCCCCAACUUAGCUUCAUUUCCAUUGGACCGAAUAAGAAACUUUUCUAUAAUUGCCCAUGUUGAUCAUGGUAAAAGUACACUUGCAGAUCGUAUAUUGGAGUUAACAGGUGCAAUAAAAAAAAACACAGACAACAAACAGGUUCUGGAUAAGCUACAAGUGGAACGAGAACGAGGAAUCACAGUGAAAGCUCAGACUGCUUCAAUCUUUUAUGAAUAUAGUGGACAGAACUACUUGCUGAAUCUUAUAGAUACUCCAGGCCAUGUUGAUUUCACCUAUGAAGUAUCAAGAUCAUUGGCUGCUUGUCAAGGAGCCAUACUGUUAGUAGAUGCUAAUGAGGGUGUUCAGGCUCAGACUGUUGCUAAUUUUUAUUUAGCCUUCACUAAUGAAAUAGCAAUCAUACCAGUGCUAAAUAAGAUUGAUCUAAAAAAUGCUAAUCCUGCAAGAGUAAAGGAGCAACUGAUGAAUCUCUUUGAGAUUGAUCCAGAUGAGGUUCUCUUGGUAUCUGCUAAGUUGGGAAGUGGUGUAAUUGAUGUUAUAGAGGCUGUUAUUGAGGGAGUGCCAUCUCCAAAGGGGAAAUGUAGCAAAGAAGCUUCCCUCCGUGUCCUUCUCUUUGACUCUUGGUUUGACAAGUACAAGGGAGUUGUGUGCUUGAUAUUGGUGGUUGAUGGUACGUUAAAGAAAGGAGAUCAUGUCACAUCUUCACACUCGGGAAAGUCUUAUGAAGUUAAAGACUUGGGAAUUCUUACACCUCGGGAAACUACAGUGCCACAAUUGUUUACAGGACAGGUUGGAUAUUUCACAGCCAACAUACGGUCAGCAAAAGAGGCACAAGUUGGGGACACAUUCCAUCUUAAGGGUGCAGUGUGCAAACCCCUCCAAGGUUUCAAGGCAGCAAAACCUAUGGUUUUUGGUGGUGUGUACCCCAUGGAUCAGAGAGAUCAUCCAGCACUCAGAGCUGCCAUAGAGCGUCUUUGCUUGAAUGAUGGAAGUGUUUCUGUUAGUGUUGAAUCAAGUUCAGCUUUGGGUCAAGGUUGGAGACUUGGAUUUCUUGGCCUCCUUCACAUGGAUGUGUUUAACCAGCGGUUGGAACAAGAACAUGGUGCUCAAGUUAUUACUACAACACCUUCUGUUCCUUACAAGAUUAAAGUGCAUGGUACCCGAGUUAUACGGGAGUACGGUGGAGAAGAAAUAAUCAUCACUAACCCAUCGCUGUGGCCUGAUAAAAGUCAUAUUGCCGAGACAAGUGAACCAUUUGUCUUGGGUACUAUUAUCUCACCUGAUGCUUAUAUGGGUGCAAUUAUGGGACUGUGUCAGGGACGACGAGGAGUUCAACACAGCAUGAAAAAUUUGGAUCAUAGCAGAGUAGUCAUGCAGUAUAAACUACCAUUGAAUGAAAUUGUGGUUGACUUUUAUGACACUUUAAAGUCAUUGUCAUCAGGUUAUGCAACAUUUGACUAUGAAGAUUUGGGAUUUGAGCUGUCUCAUCUUGUAAAGCUUGAUAUUCUGCUGAAUGGUCACGUUAUACAAGAGUUGUCAACGAUUGUUCAUAUUUCUCAAGCCAGGACAAUGGGGAAACACAUCUGUGAGAAACUAAGGGAAACCUUACCCAAACAAUUGUUCCAGAUUGCAAUACAAGCUGCUGUUGGAGGAGAGAUCCUCGCACGAACCAAUAUAAAAGCCAUGCGGAAAGAUGUCCUCGCCAAAUGUUAUGGAGGCGAUAUAUCAAGAAAGAUGAAGCUGCUGAAACGUCAGGCCGAGGGGAAAAAGCGGAUGAAGAUGUAUGGUAAUAUUGAAAUACCGAGGGAAACAUUCAUUAACAUUUUAAAAAGAUAACCUAAGUUGUUCAGUUUGCAACAACCCUUCAAAAUGACAUUUGGAUAAGCUACUUU